Messenger RNA from Myotis brandtii (Brandt's bat), 1638 nucleotides. RefSeq names its product transmembrane inner ear (gene TMIE). Lineage: Eukaryota; Metazoa; Chordata; Mammalia; Chiroptera; Vespertilionidae. The transcript has 4 exons. Bases 1 to 486 code for a protein of 161 amino acids. The record is from RefSeq and is a predicted model, not a curated record.
AUGCCUGGCCAGAGCAAGCCUGGGGAAGAUGGGGUGGCCCAGCCCCCAGACUUGGCCACCCACUGGCUUCUCUCAGCCCAGUCCCAGCCCGGGCUCUGCCUGGCUCACUCCCCUCUCUCCCAUCCGCAGCCCAGCACGGCCCCGCCCAAGCCCAAGCCGCCGCCGCUGACCAAGGAGACCGUGGUGUUCUGGGACAUGCGCCUGUGGCACGUGGUGGGCAUCUUCUCCCUCUUCGUGUUGUCCAUCAUUAUCACUCUGUGCUGUGUUUUCAACUGCCGUGUGCCACGGACUCGGAAGGAGAUCGAAGCCCGGUACCUGCAGCGGAAGGCAGCCAAGAUGUACACCGACAAGCUGGAGACAGUGCCGCCCCUCAACGAGCUCACGGAGGUGCCCGGAGAUGACAAGAAGAAGAAGAAGAAGAAGGACAGUGUGGACACAGUGGCUAUCAAGGUAGAGGAGGAUGAGAAGAAUGAAGCCAAGAAGUGAGGAGAGACACGAGGACAGCUUCCUGGCGGUGGCAGCUGGGGCUCAAGUCCUGGCUGGGGCCCAGGCAUCCUGGACUCCACGCUCCUUCAUGAGCCAAUCAGGGGCUGGGACCAGACCGCAGGUGUCCUGCCUCCCAGCCUGGACUCUGCUCCUUUUACCAUGUCCACGUGGCCGCUCAACAAAGCGGGUCUGGGGCCACUGUCCCUCUGCAGAUCCAGAGCAGCCUCACACCCCCAGACACGCCUGUCUCACCCCUUUGGCCAGAAACAGCAGUGGUGCUAAAGGAGUGAUACGCUGUGGGAUCACUCCGGAAAGGCACGUGAACCGAUGUGAACCGGACAAUCAACCGGGCGCUGUGGCAGCAGGCAGUUCUCAGGCCUUGCUGGACAGCAAUCCUGGGGCGAGGGGUCAGCCCAAACCUAGCAGGGGCUCUGGUCCAGCGAGGUGGGCAGAGGUGGCCAGAAGCAGGAGAACCCCCAGCCCAGCAGACUAAGCCCCUGGCAACAGGAUGCACUUGGUUCACGCUCAGUGAUGGAGCAGAGGAUGCUGGGGGUCAGCACGAGGCCCGGCUCAGGGCUGGGCUGCAGCAGUCACGGGUGCAGGAGGCUGAAGCCGGGGGCCGGGGAGGAGGGAAGAAGGCUGCUACCUGGGCCCCUCUAGGAAUCCAGGGAAUAUCUGAGAAGUCAGCGGGCCCUUGGGCUGCGCUGCUGUGGGGGAGGUGUCAGGGCCCCAGGGGAUCACUGAGGGGACAGUUGGGGGUUGAGGCCGCCUCUUCUCCCACCCUCAACAACAGGCCCUCGGGAUGAGGGAUGCGGAGGGGCUUCCGAAGGGCAGCGAGCAUCAGCCGGGCAUCCACCGGGCCUGGGGACUAAGGAGAUUCCAGAGGUUUCCGGGCCAGGGGGCCUGCAGAGAUUAGUAAAUAAAGCAGAGCGCCUUCCAUCCCCGACCGAUCUGGAGUGAAGGUGACAGCAGCAGAGGCCAGCUGACCUUCUCCAAGCCCGAUUAGGGUGAGCUGGAGGGAGUCAGGUGACCAAGAGCAAAGGGCAGCUUUGGUUUCAACAGGCCUUCGAGGGUCUGAGCCCAGUGCUGGGUGUGUUCUAGCCACGGCCAGGAGCCGGGCUAAGGUCAAGAAGAGCCCGACUCCAAUUAAAU